AUGCGUCUAGAUCGGUUCCUCCCUCUUGUCCUUCUCAUUGGCAUCACUCAUUGCUUCUUCUUUGAGGUUGUCAACCCCUCCCCAGCCGGGAUUGCCCUCGAACAGCCCGAAGCAAGUACCUGGCCAGUCCAGCCCGAAUCCGCUCCCCAAGGACAGUCCGAGGCUGUGUCGACCAUCGAAGAAUCCGCAACUGCAGUUCUUGAGGCCCAGAUUGAGAAUAUACAGGCCCGGCACGAUGUCACUCAGAAUCUCGACUACAAAUGCGGACCCAAAUGGGGCAAAUGCCCUAUGGGCACCUGCUGCUCCUCCUCAGGUUACUGUGGCACAUCUAAGUUGCACUGCCGCUCUCCUGACUGCUUGAUCGACUUCGGCACCUGCGAUGCUCACCGAGUUCCCAAGGGACCGCCCACCAGUGAAAUCCUUCGCCCUCACAUCGGCCAAGUCCCGUACGGUCCGCAGGAGAUCCGCUCCUGCACUGUCCCUGGAACAGUUGCUUUGACCUUCGAUGAUGGUCCAACCCGGUAUACAGGCGAACUUCUUGAUCUGCUCGACAAGUAUGAAGCUCCGGCCACUUUCUUCAUCACGGGUGUCAACAACGGUAAAGGUCAGAUCGAUGAUCUCUCUCUGCCUUGGGCUCCUCUCAUCGAACGCAUGCUGCUCAGCGGCCACCAGAUUGCCAGCCACACCUGGUCGCACGAGGAUCUCAGCAAAAUCAGCCCUACCCAGCGUCGUGAGCAAAUGGAGAAAAACGAAGGCGCUUUGCGGAAUAUCAUUGGCAGCUUCCCGACUUAUAUGCGCCCUCCAUACUCGAGUUGCCUUGCUGACUCUGGAUGCCGCGAGGCCAUGGGUGACAUGGGAUACCAUAUCAUUCUCUACGAUAUCGACACGGACGACUGGAAAAAUGACAACCCGUCUCUCAUUCAACGAUCCAAAGAUCUUUUCGAUCAUGCCCUUUCCAGUGGUAACCCUGCGACCAAGUCCUGGAUCGUCAUCGGCCAUGACGCUCACGAGCAAACCGUCCACAAUCUUACGGAGCAUAUGUUGAGAACGAUAAGCCGGCUUGGGUACCGCCCGGUCACUAUCGGCGACUGUCUUCAAGACCCGCGCGACAACUGGUACCGUAUAGACAACCGAUGGCCCGGCCACAAGAACAAGAAGAAUACACCAAAUAAAAAGGGUCCCAAGAAGGUCGUGCCACAACAGGUCUCCGUCGAUGGCACCUGCGGCGCAAACUAUACGUGUCUUGGUUCCCGCUUCGGACUGUGUUGCAGCAGCGUUCAUCUUUGUGGAAACAGUACCUUGCACUGCGGCGUUGGCUGUCUUCGAGACUCUGGAUACUGCACUGUGGAGGCCCCCUCCAACGGCGAUGCAUGGGACCCUAAGUCUCCAGGCAGGAGUGGUAAAUCCGAGGGAGAGUCUGAGUUCCGUACGGUUGGUACCGCAGCUGCGACAUCCCUUUUUCUGGCUCUAGUGGUUGCCGUGUGGAUGUGA
Molecule: messenger RNA, 1491 nt
Organism: Penicillium cinerascens
Lineage: Eukaryota; Fungi; Ascomycota; Eurotiomycetes; Eurotiales; Aspergillaceae
Product: chitin deacetylase CDA6
Exons: 2
Coding region: 1-1491 (496 amino acids)
Biological process (GO): carbohydrate metabolic process
Molecular function (GO): chitin binding; hydrolase activity, acting on carbon-nitrogen (but not peptide) bonds
Source: RefSeq, a predicted model, not a curated record